Nelumbo nucifera (sacred lotus) is the source of this 1618-nucleotide messenger RNA. RefSeq lists its product as uncharacterized. Lineage: Eukaryota; Viridiplantae; Streptophyta; Magnoliopsida; Proteales; Nelumbonaceae. The record is from RefSeq and is a predicted model, not a curated record.
UUGUUAAUGGAGUAUCUGCUUACAAUGAGUUCGACUCACCAAAACCCAAAAUUGAAUAAAGAAAAGUUGAUUCAUCAAGAAUUCAAGAUGACCAAGGAAGGAAAAUAAUCAGAAUAGUUGAUCCCAGCUCAAUACUUGAAAAUUUUAACGAUAGGAAUUUAGGAAUAGGUGAAGUGGCCAUCAGCUAUUCUGUAGGCUGUAACCCAUAUAAAUUUGAACUGAUCAAGAUGGGUGGUGAAAUGAUGCACAGCCAGCUAUUAUAAUGAUCCAAGGGUUGUGAUCAUCCCCAUCUGGCGAUUUGUAUGUCUCUGCAAUUGGAUUUUCUGUUUUUUUUUUUUUUGGUUGUGUGAAUUGUGUCAACUGUCAAAAAUAAAUAAGGUGAAGUUUCUACCCGUCUGUAUAGUUUAUGGAUGAAAUGAUUUGGCCACGUUAUAAGGGGCAGAGAAGCGAAAUCCGGGCAUUGGUCUUCUAGCAGAUGCUGCAGAAUCUCUGUUUGCAGGCGCAGACAAGUGUUUCUCUUAUUAUUAACUUUUUCAGUUCUUUCUCACUCACAUUGAUGAGGAAACUCUGAUCUGGAGGAAAUUGGAAAAAUGUUCAGGUUGCAGUGGGACUUUGACUAGGUUCCGAGGAGAAACGAGGAAGCACAACGUAAGAAAACGCUGGGUUUUGGCAACGCAGAUGAUAAAUGGAGAGAAAAGAUGAUGGAAGGAGAAGAUGGUUUGAAAACUGUAGAGUGUUUAAGGGGAAGAUUACUUGCCGAGAGAGUAGCUUCAAGAGUAGCAAAGGAAGAUGCAGAGCUCAUGGGGAACAAGGUGAUAGAGAUGGAAAGAAAAAUACGGAUAGAGAUCAAAUCCAGGAAUAGAGCCGAAAAGAAGCUGAAAUUCCUCGUGAAGAAGGUGGAAUCCCUGAAACUUUCGCAUGUUUUUCUAGACCAGUGCAGUUCAUCAGAAACUGGUGAAGAUUCGGGCGGUUCAUCCAAGAACUCCUCGGGACUCAAGGAGCCAGAGUCGGUGAAAUGUGGCAUAGAAGAAGAGAGAUCAACAACUUCAGGAAAUCCCAGAAAUGGCGACCCAGAAUCCAAUGUGACAAAACCGUGUCAUGGUGGAAGUUCUAAUUCAGUGGGUAGUGCUCAUCCCUCAGAACAACCGAGCAGCAGCAGCGUUGAUGAAGGUCCUUCCUCAGAACAACCGAGCCAAAUCGAAGACAGAAGUUCUGACGAGCCAGUGACAGAUGGUCUCAGCAGAGAAGCUCCAACACCAGGUGAAAGGGAAUCGAAUGGAGAAAACAAUCCAGUACUGGAGGACGUGGAUAACACGCUUGCAUUAGUCCCAGUUAGUUCAUGGCCAGCCUCACAAACCUCUGAACCGAAGAUCAUUAACGACCAUAAUGUCCGCGAUGUGCUUGCUGCUCUAAGACAUGCCAGAGAACAACUUGAGAACUCAAUUCAUUCUCGUUCCGUUGAUCUGUGUAGAAGAGUAUGAGAAAUGUGGUUAUCGUUGGUAAUUCUUAGUGGUUUUACAGCAAGAGAUGGGGAAAUCCGCCUCAUUUUUAGUAUUAGGUUACAAAAUUCUUCUCAUGGGCUUCAUUCAUUUUUAAAUGAAAAAUCAGUUGUCUUGUU